Messenger RNA from Symphalangus syndactylus (siamang), 6505 nucleotides. RefSeq names its product lysine demethylase 5B (gene KDM5B). Gene Ontology annotation, molecular function: histone H3K4me/H3K4me2/H3K4me3 demethylase activity; DNA binding. The record is from RefSeq and is a predicted model, not a curated record. NCBI's taxonomy places the organism in Eukaryota, Metazoa, Chordata, Mammalia, Primates, Hylobatidae. Gene Ontology annotation, cellular component: nucleus; chromatin. Gene Ontology annotation, biological process: chromatin remodeling; regulation of DNA-templated transcription.
CCCAAGGUGCUGCCGUUGCCCAUACAACUCGGACUUGCUGUUGCCCGAGUCGCGUCUGCACGGGUCUCGGACCGAGCGGAGCUCGCAGCCUCGGUCCCGGAGCCCACCCUCGCCUCGCCCUUGCCCAGCCUGCGGUGAUGGAGGCGGCCACCGCGCUGCACCCAGGCCCGCGCCCGGCGCUGCCCCUCGGGGGCCCGGGCCCGCUGGGCGAGUUCCUGCCUCCCCCCGAAUGCCCGGUCUUCGAGCCCAGCUGGGAAGAGUUCGCGGACCCCUUCGCUUUCAUCCACAAGAUCCGGCCCAUAGCCGAGCAGACUGGGAUCUGUAAGGUGCGGCCGCCGCCGGAUUGGCAGCCACCAUUUGCAUGUGAUGUUGAUAAACUUCAUUUUACGCCACGUAUCCAGAGACUGAAUGAAUUGGAGGCCCAAACUCGUGUAAAAUUGAAUUUCUUGGACCAGAUUGCAAAGUACUGGGAAUUACAGGGAAGUACUCUGAAAAUUCCACAUGUGGAGAGGAAGAUCUUGGACUUAUUUCAGCUUAAUAAGUUAGUUGCAGAAGAAGGUGGAUUUGCAGUUGUUUGCAAGGAUAGAAAAUGGACCAAAAUUGCCACCAAGAUGGGGUUUGCUCCUGGCAAAGCAGUGGGCUCACAUAUCAGAGGGCAUUAUGAACGAAUCCUCAACCCCUACAACUUAUUCCUGUCUGGAGACAGCCUAAGGUGUUUGCAGAAGCCAAACCUGACCACAGACACUAAGGACAAGGAGUACAAACCCCAUGAUAUUCCCCAGAGGCAGUCUGUGCAGCCUUCGGAAACGUGCCCUCCAGCCCGACGAGCAAAACGCAUGAGAGCAGAGAGACAGAGUCUCGCUCUGUUGCCCAGGCUGGAGUGCAGUGGCGCAAUCUUGGCUUACUGCAACCUCCGCCUCCUAGAUUCCAGCAAUUCUCCUGCCUCAGCCUCCCAAGCCAUGAAUAUUAAAAUAGAACCCGAGGAGACAACAGAAGCCAGAACUCAUAAUCUGAGACGUCGAAUGGGUUGUCCAACUCCAAAAUGUGAAAAUGAGAAAGAAAUGAAGAGUAGCAUCAAGCAAGAACCUAUUGAGAGGAAAGAUUAUAUUGUAGAAAAUGAGAAGGAAAAGCCCAAGAGCCGAUCUAAAAAAGCCACCAAUGCUGUGGACCUGUAUGUCUGUCUUUUAUGUGGCAGUGGCAAUGAUGAAGACCGGCUACUGUUGUGUGAUGGCUGUGAUGACAGUUACCAUACCUUUUGCUUGAUCCCACCUCUCCAUGAUGUUCCCAAGGGAGACUGGAGAUGUCCUAAGUGUUUGGCUCAGGAAUGUAGUAAGCCACAAGAAGCAUUUGGCUUUGAACAAGCAGCCAGGGACUAUACCCUCCGUACUUUUGGGGAAAUGGCAGAUGCAUUCAAAUCUGAUUACUUCAACAUGCCAGUCCAUAUGGUCCCCACAGAGCUUGUUGAGAAAGAAUUUUGGAGACUGGUAAGCACUAUUGAGGAGGAUGUCACAGUGGAAUAUGGAGCUGACAUUGCCUCAAAGGAAUUUGGCAGUGGCUUUCCUGUCCGAGAUGGGAAAAUCAAACUCUCACCCGAGGAAGAGGAGUAUCUUGAUAGUGGCUGGAAUUUGAACAACAUGCCAGUGAUGGAGCAGUCUGUCCUUGCACAUAUUACUGCUGAUAUAUGUGGCAUGAAACUUCCUUGGUUGUAUGUGGGAAUGUGCUUUUCUUCAUUCUGUUGGCAUAUUGAAGACCACUGGAGCUAUUCAAUUAACUACUUGCACUGGGGUGAACCAAAAACCUGGUAUGGAGUCCCAGGGUAUGCUGCUGAGCAGCUAGAAAAUGUAAUGAAGAAACUAGCUCCAGAACUCUUUGUGUCCCAGCCGGAUCUCCUCCAUCAGCUUGUGACCAUCAUGAACCCCAAUACCCUGAUGACUCAUGAAGUGCCUGUUUACCGAACUAAUCAGUGUGCUGGGGAGUUUGUGAUUACAUUUCCAAGAGCCUACCACAGUGGUUUUAACCAGGGUUUUAAUUUUGCUGAGGCUGUUAACUUCUGCACUGUUGAUUGGCUGCCAUUAGGCCGACAGUGUGUGGAGCAUUAUCGCUUGCUUCAUCGAUAUUGUGUGUUUUCCCACGAUGAGAUGAUCUGCAAGAUGGCUUCCAAGGCUGAUGUACUAGAUGUUGUAGUGGCUUCAACUGUUCAGAAAGACAUGGCCAUUAUGAUUGAGGAUGAGAAAGCUUUAAGGGAAACUGUCCGUAAAUUGGGAGUGAUUGAUUCAGAAAGAAUGGAUUUUGAGCUGUUGCCAGAUGAUGAACGUCAGUGUGUAAAAUGCAAAACUACAUGCUUCAUGUCUGCCAUCUCCUGUUCUUGUAAACCUGGCCUGCUUGUUUGCCUGCAUCAUGUAAAAGAAUUGUGUUCCUGUCCUCCUUAUAAAUAUAAAUUGCGGUAUAGAUACACGCUGGAUGAUCUCUACCCUAUGAUGAAUGCAUUGAAGCUUCGAGCAGAAUCUUACAACAAAUGGGCCUUGAAUGUGAAUGAAGCUUUGGAGGCAAAGAUCAACAAGAAGAAAAGCCUUGUCAGCUUCAAGGCUUUAAUUGAAGAAUCUGAAAUGAAGAAAUUCCCAGACAAUGAUCUUUUGCGACACCUUCGCCUAGUCACACAGGAUGCAGAGAAGUGUGCCUCUGUUGCGCAGCAAUUGCUUAAUGGCAAAAGGCAAACUAGAUACCGAUCUGGUGGAGGGAAAUCCCAAAAUCAGUUGACAGUGAAUGAGCUCCGGCAGUUUGUAACACAGCUGUAUGCUCUUCCAUGUGUCCUCAGUCAGACACCAUUACUAAAGGAUCUCUUGAAUCGUGUAGAAGAUUUUCAACAGCAUAGUCAGAAACUACUCUCUGAGGAAAUGCCUAGUGCUGCGGAGCUGCAGGACUUGUUAGAUGUCAGCUUUGAAUUUGAUGUUGAACUUCCACAGCUUGCUGAGAUGCGUAUCCGUUUGGAACAAGCCCGUUGGCUAGAAGAGGUGCAGCAAGCUUGCCUAGACCCCAGCUCCCUUACUUUAGAUGAUAUGAGACGUCUCAUAGACCUAGGGGUAGGGCUGGCCCCGUAUUCAGCAGUGGAGAAAGCUAUGGCCCGGCUGCAGGAACUGCUCACAGUAUCAGAGCACUGGGACGACAAAGCCAAGAGUCUCCUCAAGGCCAGGCCACGACAUUCAUUGAAUAGCCUUGCUACGGCAGUAAAGGAAAUCGAAGAGAUCCCUGCGUAUCUGCCCAAUGGUGCGGCUCUGAAAGACUCAGUGCAGAGAGCCAGAGACUGGCUUCAGGAUGUGGAGGCCCUGCAGGCUGGAGGACGUGUGCCAGUGUUAGACACACUCAUAGAACUUGUUACACGAGGCCGAUCUAUCCCGGUACAUCUGAAUUCUUUGCCAAGACUGGAAACCCUAGUAGCUGAGGUUCAGGCUUGGAAAGAAUGUGCUGUUAAUACAUUCUUGACUGAGAAUUCUCCAUAUUCUCUCUUAGAGGUGCUGUGUCCUCGAUGUGAUAUUGGCCUUUUGGGAUUGAAAAGGAAGCAGAGAAAGUUAAAGGAGCCCUUGCCAAAUGGAAAGAAAAAAAGCACCAAAUUAGAAAAUCUGAGUGACCUGGAGAGAGCUUUAACUGAAAGCAAAGAGACUGCUUCAGCUAUGGCAACUCUCGGGGAAGCUCGCCUAAGGGAAAUGGAAGCCUUGCAGUCUCUCAGACUCGCCAAUGAAGGGAAAUUGCUGUCACCUGUCCAAGACGUGGAUAUAAAAAUCUGCCUAUGUCAGAAGGCACCAGCUGCCCCUAUGAUUCAAUGUGAACUCUGCAGGGAUGCUUUCCAUACCAGUUGUGUGGCGGUACCCAGUAUUUCACAGGGCCCCCGAAUCUGGCUUUGUCCCCACUGUCGGAGGUCAGAGAAACCUCCAUUAGAGAAAAUUCUGCCCCUGCUCGCCUCUCUUCAGCGUAUCCGAGUUCGCCUUCCUGAGGGAGAUGCACUUCGAUAUAUGAUUGAAAGAACGGUGAACUGGCAGCACAGAGCCCAGCAACUGCUUUCAUCAGGGAAUCUUAAAUUUGUGCAAGAUCGAGUGGGCUCAGGACUGUUAUAUAGCAGAUGGCAAGCCUCAGCAGGACAGGUGUCAGACACAAACAAGGUAUCUCAGCCUCCUGGCACAACAUCAUUUUCCUUGCCUGAUGACUGGGACAACAGAACCUCAUAUUUGCACUCUCCCUUCUCAACUGGACGAAGUUGUAUCCCCCUCCAUGGCGUUAGUCCAGAAGUGAAUGAACUAUUGAUGGAAGCCCAGCUGCUCCAGGUAUCCCUUCCUGAAAUUCAGGAACUUUACCAGACUUUACUUGCAAAGCCAAGCCCUGCUCGGCAGACUGACCGAAGCUCACCAGUGAGACCCAGCAGUGAGAAGAAUGACUGUUGCCGAGGGAAGCGAGAUGGAAUUAACAGUCUUGAGAGAAAACUGAAGAGACGCCUGGAAAGAGAGGGCCUCUCCAGUGAGCGGUGGGAACGAGUUAAGAAAAUGCGGACCCCCAAAAAGAAGAAAAUCAAACUGAGCCACCCCAAGGACAUGAACAAUUUCAAGUUAGAGAGAGAGCGUAGCUAUGAAUUAGUUCGUUCUGCUGAAACUCAUUCCCUGCCCUCAGACACAUCCUAUUCUGAACAGGAAGACUCUGAGGAUGAAGAUGCCAUCUGCCCAGCUGUGAGCUGCCUGCAGCCAGAAGGAGAUGAGGUGGACUGGGUCCAGUGUGAUGGCAGCUGCAAUCAGUGGUUUCAUCAGGUCUGUGUUGGUGUCUCCCCAGAGAUGGCAGAGAAAGAAGACUACAUCUGUGUGCGCUGUACUGUGAAGGACGCACCAAGCCGAAAGUAAAAACACAAAAACAGAUACCCCCCUACUUAAUGUAAUUCAGGACUCCAACCAAGAGGAUUUCUUCAAAUCUCAGCAAAGCUACAGGACUGGUAUUCAAGCCAGCCUGUAAACGGUGCUAUUUCUAUUCCUUACGGGAUCAUUUUUCCAGGACUCUUUGAAGAAAAGAAAAAACAACUAAAAAAAUUUUUGACACUUUUUGUAUUUUUUCCUUAAGAGCUGUUUGUGGUUGUUGAGGUUUAAAAAGCUAACUGUUUUUUGCAGGGGUUCCCACCAAUUUGGAAGGCAUUGAAGCUUGCACCUUUUCAUGUACAGCAUUAAAAUUUUACCUCUCUCUGGGAUUUACCAGCUUAAGAGUCCAACUCACUUCCAGUGCCCAAAAGGGCACCCACCAGAAAUUCCAGUAAAUCCUCAUUUGAGGAAGCGCUCCCUUGUUUACUCUGUUACCACAUUGGGGAAAUUUUUAAGUUUUUCACUUUGGGGGUUUUUGUUUGUUUCUUCUUUUCCUUUAUCCACUUUUCUUUUUCCUGGUAGACUAGGUUUAUUUAUCUGAGCAAUAACUUCUGUGUUGGUUUCAGUGGCUGGAAUUAAAACAAAACAAAACAAACUUCCAAACAGUGUGUUGGUGCUUUAGCGAUUGAUGUACAGAACACAAAUGUCUAGUUUCUAGUGUCACUGAUGAACUAGUGAUGUAGAAAAGAGACUUCUCUGUAAGUAAUUGCCACAGCUGUAUUUUGGCUUUCUCCCUGUCCCUUCCUUUCUCCCCUAUUUUUUGGUAGCUUGUAUCAAAUGUUACAGUUUAUAUUGUGGAAUAAAUCCUUCGUCCUAACAUAACACUAAAUGCUGAUUAUUUAGAGCCAUUAGAGCACAGCUUCUUCUGCCCCUCUACUGUUGCACAGCCAGAAGGGGCUGCUUGCUUUUGCGUCUGCCCAACCAGGUUGCAGUAGCAGUGGAUGUUAGCCUGCAAACAACAUUAGGGGGUUCUUCUUUUGUGUCCUGCUCUGUUUGGUGGGCCAUAUGCCUACAGCCCUCACUAACAAAGAACCCCUCUGUCUUCAAGGACUAGAACCUAUCUUUAAAGCAGUGCUCUUUUAAAAUAAGCUUUCUCAGAAUGUUGGCAAAUCACUUCAGUCCUCAAAUCAGUCCUCCUUGUGGAAUGAUGCCUUUAUUAUAUUUGAAUUGACAGGGGAACUUGGUUUAGGGUUAAGACGUUGGAAGGAAAUCUAAGGAAAAUUAAUCCUCAUAGAGGUCCGGGUUAGUAUAUGUCUUGAGAGGAGACUUGUGAAUUCCCAGACUCUGCCUCCUGGUUUCCUUUCUCAUUUCUUUCAAACUGUAGCUAUCAUUACUGGCUGUGGAUAGCCCAUAGCUAUUUUCCUUGCUUUUCUUUUUUAAAGGGCUCUGUUCUGCAGUGGAGAAGACAUUCUGGUGAACAGACUUUUGCUUACUUUUUCCUAUUCUGUUGCCAAUUUUUGUUUUCCCCAUAUUCUAUAGCCAUAAACCUGAAGAUGAGUACAACUGGUGGGUCUUUAAUAAAACAACAACAAAAACAGCAGUUUGUGAUAUAGCAGAGAUUUAAAUGUACCCUCCCCUUUUAUGCACUUCAAAUAAUUAAAUCUCUUUAAGAAUGA